UCAAAGUCAGGGAGGCUGCUGGCCCUAGCCAAAAAGAACAACCAAAAAGAAUCGCUCGCGAUCGUCAUCACUGUCAGACCACACAAAUAGGAAAGGAAAAAAAGGAGUGCUUGUGACUUUCAGCAGGGACAACGAAAUCUGGCUCCGGGAAAGUGGUGUCUAUUAUCCUGCGCGCGAGGGGAGAAAGGAAUUCGGAGUGAAAAGUGAUUCGGCUUUUGAGCUUGAGGAAGAAAAACAACGCGCAUCGGGCCUCGAAGAAAACGCCCUGCGAUUGGGGCUCUCCUCUUGGCAGCAGCAGCAGCACAAAGUACUGUCAGCAGCACACAAGAAAGAGAAGAGACCGGAAAAUUUUCAAAGCAAGAAGCACAAAAAGUGAACAAGUGGAUUUUCAAUGUUUUUUUUCGCUUCUCCGUUUUUUCUCUGCGCGUUGGAUUUUUGAGCUUUGAACCGAUGAGUUGGUGCUGCUAGAGCGUGUGAAUUUCCGGGUGGAGGACCGCGUUCCGGAUUUGGACUGGUCAUCGGGAGCAGGAGAGCAGGGAGGCGGAUUUUGUUGAUGUGAUUUGUGCAUGAGUCACUGCCCUGUCGGAGGAGGAAGAGCAGCGCAGCAGCUUUGUGUCCUCCCAUCUUCUCAGUAAACACGGCAAGAGGGGAGACCGGGGAAGGUUAGCUGCUUCACUUUUGGCAAAUUGUUAAGUAAUUAACUCCUUCCUACUCGCGACGCAAGAGUGCUGUGUGUGUGUGUGCGUUCGCGCGAGUGUGUAUGUGUGUGCAACAGUAUUUGACGACGACGACGACAAGGAGCGUCCGGGAUUAAUCAAACACACAAAAAAAGAAGAAAGAAAAAAGCACAAAAGAACGCGAAGAAACGACGUCGAGCGUACACAUAAUCAACAUAAUCAAAGAACGGAGAAGAGAGCCCCCUCGAGGCCAAAGUCAUCCAGCACCAACAACAACAAAGGGUGAAGCAAAGGGGGUUUUGGCGUUGCAUGGUGCCGGAGUCCGCCGCCGUGGCCAACCCGUAGCGUAACCCCAUUCCCGGAAAGCAACGUUAAACGACAGACAGACGGGCAGGCAACAAAAAUGACCGAGUACAAACUGGUGGUGGUCGGUGCCGGAGGCGUUGGCAAGUCCGCCCUCACGAUACAGCUCAUCCAGAACCACUUUGUGGACGAGUACGAUCCGACCAUCGAGGACUCCUACCGGAAGCAGGUGGUGAUUGACGGUGAAACGUGUUUGUUGGACAUCCUGGAUACGGCCGGUCAGGAGGAAUACUCAGCCAUGCGAGACCAGUACAUGCGAACCGGGGAAGGCUUUCUGCUGGUGUUUGCAGUAAACAGUGCCAAAAGUUUCGAAGAUAUAGGAACGUAUCGAGAGCAAAUUAAGCGCGUCAAGGAUGCCGAAGAAGUCCCCAUGGUUCUCGUUGGCAACAAAUGUGAUCUCCAGGCAUGGGCCGUCGAUAUGAAUCAGGCGAGAGAUGUGGCGAAGCAGUACGGGGUACCAUUUGUCGAAACGUCCGCCAAGACCAGAAUGGGAGUCGAUGAUGCCUUUUACACGCUCGUUCGCGAGAUUCGCAAGGACAAGGAAAGAGGGAAGAAAAACAAGAAGCACAACAAGCUUGGCUCGAGCCGUCGAUUCAAGUGUCGGUUGCUGUAAUUUUUUCAAAUCUAUUUUAUUUUUUCUUGUGAAAAUCAAGUGCUGCCCAAUAAUCACGUUUUACAUCAUGAUCUACGACGCAAAUGAAAAAGAAAAGAAAAAUUAAAAAAAAAAAACAAGAAAGUAACGGUUUGCAAUGAAAUUGGCUAACCUUUUCCAAGACCGCACAAACUAACACUCAGAUAUGCAGUGUUGUUACCGCCUCUUUGUAAUACUUUGCGGGGAAAGAUCAUGGAAUGCAUGAAAAGCGUGGUAACAAACGGAAGAUUUAAUCUACAUUUGUCUGCUAAUACUUUAGAUUUUUGCUAUUACUGUAUCGAAAUUAUAUUCUUGUUACGCAAAACAAUAGAGCGAGCUAGACGCGCGCCCGUGCGCAGAACGAGAGAACGAAUCCUGUGCAAGAGAAACGCGCACAGGAAGAAAGCAAAAAGAGACGUAAAUGAUAAGUGAAAAUUAGCUUUAGACAGAGACAGUAAUGCUUUUAUUUUUAUUUUUCUACACUAUGCAAUGUAUUUUAACUUUUAUCAUUUUUUAUCAAUCAAUAGCGCUAAACAUUAUCGGUAACUUAACCGACAGUCGAAGGAUAAUCUGCAGUCACAAUCGUUUAUCUGUUUUUCUGUAGUUGCAAUUGUUUUGUCUAAAUAAAUCUCCUGACAAAAAAACGGGAGCAACCAAUUCUCAUGAGCAAUCCUUUAAAAACCAACACAGACAGUACCCAUUUCAGCAACUUCCGCUCACAUUGUUCUCUCAAAAUACCGUUUACACACACAUACACAAGUGAUAGGGAUUGUUUCGUUGAUGAUCGUUUGAACGAGUUGCUUUUUAUCAGUUUCUACUAAAUUGUUUUACACCGUAUUAUAAACUAUGUGAAUAAUUAUAACAAAACCGUGAAUUCGCAUGCACAACAAUUCUUAUAAACAGUAUCAAAUCCAAUAAACAUUUGCUUAUAAGCACCUAAAAACAUUCAAAAUGUUUGCUAUCCUAUAAUCCAGUUCUAGCAUCAAUCAGGAAGCGCCGAUUGCAACCAGAACAGUGUUGUAUUCGAUCUGCUUUUUACACGCAAAAAAAAACAUCAGAUGGUACCAUCUUAAAAAUGCCAUCUUCCACAACCUCGCUAACGCUAGAGGAGCAGACAUGUCUAUCCUCUAGCGUUAGAGAGAGAGAAAAAGCCCAAACUGAAAGUUUACUCAACACACUAACACUCAAAACCAAGUCUAAAUCGUGAGUAUCAUUGUAUGUUGUCAAAAUUAAUAAAAGCGAAAGCACAUUUCGAUUAUGGAUCGGCUGUUUAAACACAAAACCGCGCGCAAAACAAAACAAAAAAAGAAAAUGCAACUCGGGGUAAUGAAAUGAAAGAUGAAACGAAAAGAAACAAAAAAACAUAAAUUGAUGAGACAAAAAAUUCCAAAACUUUCACACAUCCAUUUGAAAUGAAAUGAAGAAAACAAAACUAAGGAAACAAAAGCAGGCAUAUUUUAGUAAAAAGAUUCAAUCGGGAAAAAGUGAAGAAAGCAAGAAAUAAAAGGGAUGAACCUGUUUAGUAAUUAUUACAGAAAACAAACUAAUCUAGGGGAACGAACAGUACAGCGUUCUACUUAAGCAUUGGUGGUCUACGAUGAUGCACUACUCUCGACGACUGCCUCUACAAUUCAACUAAAAAAAAAACUACAUCAAAGAGCUUUGCAGUUAUCGAAAACAAGUACUGUACGUGAGAAAAAUACAACUAUAUUAACAACCCGCGCGAGCGCAUAAGGUAGACCCUACUGAUGAUUAAGCAAAUCACUGUAAAACGACGAAUGUAGCAAAAAUAUUGAAUAAAUAAAAUUGAUGAAACAUAUUCAAUCUAA
This is a messenger RNA of Culex quinquefasciatus (southern house mosquito), 3500 nucleotides long. RefSeq names its product GTPase HRas (gene Ras85D). Lineage: Eukaryota; Metazoa; Arthropoda; Insecta; Diptera; Culicidae. The transcript has 4 exons. Bases 1081 to 1653 code for a protein of 190 amino acids. Gene Ontology annotation, biological process: epidermal growth factor receptor signaling pathway; Ras protein signal transduction. Gene Ontology annotation, cellular component: plasma membrane. The record is from RefSeq and is a predicted model, not a curated record. Gene Ontology annotation, molecular function: GTP binding; GDP binding; GTPase activity.